Messenger RNA from Didymella exigua CBS 183.55, 1356 nucleotides. Its product is annotated as adenine nucleotide alpha hydrolases-like protein. NCBI's taxonomy places the organism in Eukaryota, Fungi, Ascomycota, Dothideomycetes, Pleosporales, Didymellaceae. The record is from RefSeq and is a predicted model, not a curated record. Bases 1 to 1356 code for a protein of 451 amino acids. Gene Ontology annotation, cellular component: mitochondrion; cytosolic tRNA wobble base thiouridylase complex. Gene Ontology annotation, molecular function: tRNA binding. Gene Ontology annotation, biological process: tRNA wobble position uridine thiolation. The transcript has 2 exons.
AUGCCACCCUCUAUAUGUGUUGUCUGCCGCACGAACCGUGCGCUCAUCCUGCGCCCAAAAGACCACUCCAAACUGUGCCGCCCGUGCUUCAUCACCGUCUUCGAAACUGAAAUCCACCACACGAUCCUCUCGACCAACCUGUUCCAGCACGGCGAACGCAUCGCAAUCGGUGCAUCAGGGGGAAAGGACAGUACAGUCCUCGCCUCCGUGCUGAAGACGCUGAACGAGCGGUAUGACUACGGCUUGGACCUCAUACUGCUGAGUAUCGAUGAGGGGAUCAAAGGGUACCGAGAUGAUAGUCUGGAGACGGUGAAGCGGAACGCGCAGCAGUACGAUAUGCCGCUUACUAUUCUGGGUUAUAGCGAGCUGUACGGUUGGACUAUGGACCAGGUUGUCGAGCAGGUGGGAAAGAAGGGAAAUUGCACGUAUUGCGGUGUAUUUCGACGACAGGCGCUUGAUCGCGGCGCGGCGAAACUGGGCGUGAAGCACGUGGUGACGGGGCACAAUGCGGACGAUGUCGCGGAGACAGUGCUAAUGAACUUGCUGCGAGGCGAUCUUCCCCGCCUGUCCCGCACGACUUCCAUCGUAACCUCCACCCCCUCCCUGACCCCUUCGAAUCACACCGAAGCGCAAGUCGCAGACAACACGCACAUCAAGCGCUCCAAGCCGCUCAAGUACGCCUACGAAAAGGAAAUCGUCCUCUACGCGCACCACAAGCAGCUCGACUACUUCAGCACCGAGUGCAUCUACUCGCCCGAGGCGUUCCGCGGCAGCGCUCGCGCCUUGAUCAAGAACCUGGAGCGCGUACGCCCAAGCGCCAUUCUGGACGUGGUCAGGAGCGGCGAGGAUAUGGCGCGCUUGGUGCCGGGCAGUGACGAGGGAUGUGGCGGCGCGUGCGGGAGUGUUGUUGCGGUGCCAGCCGAAGAGGAGGAGGGCGGAUGUGGCAGUGCGGUUGGAAAGAGCAUGGCAAGUGUCGAGCGACAACUUGCAUCCAACGAGCGCGCCGAGGAGCACAGUCUUGAGACCGAAAUCACGCUCCCGAAAGCUUCACCCGCGCCAUCCACGACCUCGACCGCACCAGUCAAGGGCCAGAAGAAACCACGCGCUGAGCGCACCGGCGGGCCCCGGAGAAAGGGCCCGGCGAAACAGGUCAUGGGCCAGUGUGCAAAGUGCGGAUAUCUCUCCAGCCAAGCCGUGUGCAAAGCCUGCGUGCUACUCGAGGGGCUGAACAAGAGCCGGCCCAAGACGGGAAUUGAGGUCGGCUACGAUGUGCAGGACGUCAGUCUGAACAGCGUGAGGGACGAGUUGGAGGCUACAACUCUCUCGGCUCCUGCAUCACCGGCCACCGAGGGCUGA